AUGAAUCGCUACGGCAAAUCAGCAUUUGUCGGAGGCGCAUCGUCAAACAACAGAGCAUCUGCAAAUACAACAUGCCAGAAAUGUCUCCAGAAGGGCCAUUACAGCUACGAAUGUAAAGCGCAAGCUCAAGAACGACCAUACAUCUCUCGUCCUAGUCGCAGUCAACAGUUUCUUAACCCCAAACUCAAGCCGAAACUCGCCAACAUUGCGCCAACCCCUACCUUGACCGAGCAAGAAAAGUCAAGCGCAACCCACAAGCCCGCCCAGGAAAGGUCGCGCAAACGCUCACUAGACAACAUGGACGAUCACAGACCGUCACGCAAGCGCUCACGCUCUGCCGCAUCCUUCUCUUCGGUUUCAGUCUCAACCAUCUCCACUCGCUCUCCUUCUCCUGAAAGACCAAGAUACAGACAUGGCGCAACGCAAGAAAGAGACGUCUCAGCCACUGGAGGUGCUGGCGACAAGCGUGUAGGCCCACCAAGUUCUGCUUCAUCACCAAAUCACACGCAAUCGUACGAAGCUCAUAGCCGCAACACCCGCAUGCGCAGAAACUCAAGAAGUCCUUCUGAACGUGGAAGAAGAAGAGGCAGGUCAGCAAAUUCAGAAAGACGGAUGCGGUCCGCUUCCGAAAGGAAUAUUCUCAAAGAUGGCCGUGGUCUUACACCCAAUCGACGACCCGACGAUGCCGGCAACAACGCAAUGUUGGGGCAGCAUACUGGUCUGGAGCGGGCCGAUUACAAAACCCACCGAGAUCAAGACCGUGAGAUGAAGGAUGUGCCUGGUGGAGAUCGCCCUAGGUCUCUCAGUCCUUUCAGUAAGAGAAAGGCCCUAACGCAGAUGAACAGAUGA
Molecule: messenger RNA, 849 nt
Organism: Aureobasidium melanogenum CBS 110374
Lineage: Eukaryota; Fungi; Ascomycota; Dothideomycetes; Dothideales; Saccotheciaceae
Exons: 3
Coding region: 1-849 (282 amino acids)
Source: RefSeq, a predicted model, not a curated record